Molecule: messenger RNA, 1173 nt
Organism: Cynara cardunculus var. scolymus (artichoke)
Lineage: Eukaryota; Viridiplantae; Streptophyta; Magnoliopsida; Asterales; Asteraceae
Product: kunitz trypsin inhibitor 1-like
Exons: 1
Coding region: 59-880 (273 amino acids)
Molecular function (GO): endopeptidase inhibitor activity
Source: RefSeq, a predicted model, not a curated record
AAAAACCAAAAUAAUUGAAUUUAGUAAUUUUUUUUUUAUUUCAAUCAUUUUUAUCAUCAUGAAGAUAACAUUUUCUGUCAUCUUCUUCAACCUCUUCAUCAUCACCACCACUUUCCCACUUCUCUCCACCUCUUCCGACCUAAUCUACGACUCCGCCGGCAACAAGCUUCUGAAAGGUCUCCCCUACUACAUCCUCCCCCUCCUCCGUGGCACCGGCGGCGGCCUCACUCUUUCGCAAACCACCAAAAACACAUGCCCAUUAAACAUCACUCAGGAGCCAUUUGAGGUCAACAAUGGAGUUCCCUUCAUCUUCACCCCCAUAAUUCUCGACGAACAAUUCGUCCGCGGAUCCUACCCAACUUCAAUCGAAGCUGAUGUUCAGAAGGACCAAAACCCUUGCCAUGGAUCCAACAUAUGGACGGUUUCGAAGGUAAACGUAGCCAAGGAUGACGACGACGACGAUGAUGAUGCACGCUUUAAGGACCAUAAAGAUCAUAAGAAAAAGAAACAUGAUGAUGAUGAUGAUGAUGAUGAUAAGAAAGAUUUUACUCCGGUUUCAAUUGUGACCACCGGCGGCGAGUUCAACAAGCCAGAAAGCUGUUUUCAGAUCGUGGAAGAUGACAUGAUGCCGGGAUUGCUGAGUUACCAGAUUCAGUAUUGCCCGUUUAAAUGUGGUUCGAGUAGUACGGUUCUUACUUGCUAUAACGUCGGCCUUAUAUCGGACGCCGACGACAAGAAAUAUCUUGGUCUGACUGAUGCUAUAUUUCCUGUUGUGUUUACGAAUUCUUUUGGCACGGUUAAACCGGCUAAAACGUUAACGUUAAGUACGUUUAGUCGAUUAUCGGCCAAAAUGACCUCAUUUAGCCGUUCGGCUAAAUGAGGUUUUUUAAAAAAUUUUGACGUAAAUUAAGUUGUAUGAAAGGAAAUAAACUUGUGAUCUUGAAUUAAAACAUAAAAAAAAUGAUUGAGCAUUCGAAGGGCAUCAAUAAUUGAACAACAAAAAGUUGAAUCAUUCAAACUAUGGCUUUAUGAAUCUGUAUUGGAAAAUUAAUGGUAUGGUGUUUGAUAGAUGAUGUUAAAAAUACACUCUCUCUGAAUUGCUAAGAGUUGAAUCUUGUUUGGUAAAAAAAAAUCUGCAUCUUAUGAUCUUGUAUCUUGCAUUUCCCUUAACCA